This is a messenger RNA of Lolium rigidum, 1506 nucleotides long. RefSeq names its product F-box protein At3g07870-like. The record is from RefSeq and is a predicted model, not a curated record. The transcript is spliced from 2 exons. Bases 4 to 1263 code for a protein of 419 amino acids. Lineage: Eukaryota; Viridiplantae; Streptophyta; Magnoliopsida; Poales; Poaceae. Gene Ontology annotation, molecular function: protein binding.
CAAAUGGUCGAGGUAGAGCGGCCGAUGGAAAAUCAUGCAGCAAGCAUCAGCCGCAUCACAUCAGAUGUCCUACACGAGAUCCUUCUCAGGCUUCCAAUCAGCUCUCUCCUGAGAUUCCUCAGAACAUGCCACCAAUGGCGCGACGUAAUCCUCGACCCUUGCUUCAUCAUGGGCCACGCUAGUCGUGCACCUGAGCACCUUCUCUUCUUCCUGCCUAGAGUGGAUGCUUCAGCCAGCCACAAGACUGUCACGCCUGGCCGUGUAAAGCUCUUCGAUGAGAAAUGGUCUCUGUCAACAUGGGUAGCUUCGUCCAUGGAUCCGGAGGACCACCUCUUUGCAUCAUGCAACGGCCUGCUCUGCUUCUACAGGAAAUACACACUGAAGAUCGUCAACCCGACGACUGGCCAAAGCCUGCAUCUCUCGAAACCCGACGGCAAAUUGUUCCGUGACCUUUACUACUUGUACAGCUUCGGCUUCCACCCGGCGACAGGGGAGUACAAACUCAUAUACUUCCACCAUGAGCCCCGACAAGGCAGGUCGUCAGGGCAGCCGUUCUGCUUCGACAGCAUCCAGGUGUACACCCUCGGAGAAGACAGGUGGAGGGAGAUCAAAGCACCAAAAGAGAGCUGCCUGGUGAACCUCGGAGUCGUCAACGUGGAUGGCGCGAUGUACUGGAUCACAGAAGAGGAAGGGACGUGCUGCGGCGUGGCGGUCAUGAGGUUCGAUCUCAAGGACGAGACCUUCACAACCUUAAGGCCUCCGCCGCUCAAGGCUUGCGAGGCGAUAGACGCGCCCUGCGAGGCCCCCAACCGCUCUUACUACGUAACCGAGGUGGACAAGAAGGUGUGCCUGGUGACUGUCCCGUUUAACUGCAGCGCUCCCCGGUGGCGCCGCUACAAUGCGGAGGUUUCAGGCAGGAUGGAUGUGUGGAUGCUCGAGAGUCCCACUGAAGAUAGGUGGUUUCUAAAGUACAGCAUCGAUCUGCCAUCCUCCGCUCCGCAGUUCGUCCCUCAGCCGUGCUUCAUCCGCGGGGACAAGAUCUUGCUGCACGAUCGCGAGGGUGACGCCUUCUGCCGAGAUCUGCAGGGCGACGACAUGCAGAUCGAGGAGUGCAGUGAGGUGAAACUGCUGAACUUCAGGCCUCACAGGUACUACGAGACGCAGUCCUACCUGUACAAGGAGACCCUUGUCCCGUUGGACUUGUACGCCGGGGCGGCUAUUGUUCGCGCACCGCAUUGGCCUUUCGCCCCACCUGGUUGCUGAUCGUAUUAGGCUGCAACAGGAUCCUGUAGUUUGAAGUUUCUGCCAGCCUUGUAUUCUGAAUUUAUGAUUACAAUUCUGCAUUUGCCAUCAUGGUCCAAUAUAAGGUAGGCAGAGAGAUAUCUUUUGUAUCUUCAGAACAGGGUCAUGCCUGAAACAUGAAUUAUGUUGUAAAUAUUGGUGGAAUUCUAAGUAACUAGUUGUACAUAUUCAGAUUUUUUUUUAUGUUGAUGACGGUUUUGUUAA